GAAAAUUUGACAGAUUUUUUUAGAGUCAUGGAAGUUUGUGUUGAUUCUGUACAAUCUGCAAUCAAUGCGCAGCGAGGAGGAGCAACCAGGGUUGAGCUUUGUUCAAAUCUAUUUGAGGGAGGAACAACACCAAGCAUUGGUAUUUUAAAGGUGAUGAAGUUGAAGGUCAGCAUUCCAGUGUAUGUGAUGAUCCGUCCCAGGGGCGGAGAUUUCUGCUACUCCGAGGUAGAGUUUACCUGCAUGAGUGAGAAUCUCAGUGAACUAAAGAAGGCAGGAGCAGAUGGAUUUGUGUUUGGCAUCCUUAAUGAAGAUGGAACUGUUAAUGAGAACCUGUGUCGGUUACUAAUAGAGCUUGCAAAGCCACUGCCUUGUACAUUUCACAGAGCUAUUGAUGUAACAAGGGACAUAAAUACAGCGCUUGAGACUAUUAUCUCCCUUGGAUUUGGUAGAGUUCUCACAAGCGGAGGAGAGUCGUCUGCUCUUGAAGGCCUGCCAAUAAUUACUGAGAUGGUGAAACAGGCGAGGGGCAGAAUAUCUAUCAUGCCAGGGGGCGGUAUCACAGAGCGUAACCUGCAUCGUAUUCUCGAGGGCAGUGGAGCGAAAGAGUUCCACGGAUCCGCCAGGUCAAGCCAAGAAUCCUGCAUGCUCUACCGAAAACCGGGUGUUCCCAUGGGAGCGGCCUUGACCCCUCCAGAGUUUAAUGUCAAGGUCACCAAUGUUGAAAAGGUCAAUUCAUUCCUGGACAUUGCUAAGAAUGUGUGGAAGAGUUAGCAUACACAUGUAUGCUAUAAUGAAGAAUUCAAUAUAUAUUUAUAUGUCCACUGGUAAUUACGGUAAGGAUGUGCUAUGACAAACACUAUUAGUAUAUUACAAUUUCUGUUUUUUUACUGCCAUUUUGGACCAAAAUUGAAAAAAAAACACAAUUUUUGGAACGCUUUUUUUGCCAUUUUCUGUAACUGCAAUCGGUCCGGCAAAGUCAAAAUUGGUCCAGAUCGGCAAAUUGUCAGUUUUUAGAAGCCCUGAUAUAUAUAAAUAUAUAUUUGAGUCAUGAUAAGCUUCUUUGUGAUUGGUCAAGAACAUAUGAUAUCUUAACUUAAAGCCUAAAUAAGAAAACUUUGUCUCAGGAGACUUUAAUUAUAUAUGUGGCUUAUACAAAUAUUUUAAUCACUACAAAAGACUUAAAUUGUCUCAUUUAGACCUUAUAUAAACCAUUUUAUCAUCAAUUUUAUGAAUAGUAACUUGUACAUGUAUUUUACUUAUUCACUUUAAGUUUUCUUAGUUCUAUAUUAAAUACAAAGAAAUAAGGAAGUAUUUGAAUAACAUAAGGAAAAUGAAUGUAUGUGAAAGUAGGAAUGCAUGUCCUUCAUGCAUUGUUAUGAAUUCAAAACAUCCUGUUAUACAGUAGUAAUUGCCAUAUCUGAUUUCAUGAACAAUUUUGUCUUUUUUUGAUGUUGAUAAUAUAUAUUCAUGCUCUUAUGGCAUGUUAAUAAUUUAUAAAUAUUAUAUGUAUAUUUGAUCUUUACAUGCAUACUAUUACUGGCUCAUUCUAUGUAAAUUUUGUAUUUUGAGUGAUGGCGGCUGUGCACUAUUUUGCAAACAAAGUGCAAUAAUAGACAUACAUUUCUUUGAACUCGAACUCUUGUUGUUUUUUAUACCUUACCUUAAUGGCUAGUUGCAUUUUGACAAAAUUUUACCAAAUUGCGCACUUUUGGUUAAAUUAUAAAAAUUUGCCAGUUGACACUUUCAUAUCCAUGGUAAGAUUGAUAAAAGCUCAGGACCCACCUAAAUUUCGUCCAAAAUGGCCGCCAAAAGCCAAGAUGGCCGCCAUCACACUUAAAUUUAUAAAGAGGAACUGUCAUCAAUGAAUAAGUUGUUUUCAGUGUAAGAUCACAAUAUAUUUCGCCCCAUGGACACCAUAAGUAUGAAACAAUCGAGAAUAGGUGCAGUUAAAAUGUUUUCAGACAGGAUGACUUUUUUUUGGAAAUACACCCAUAUCUUGAUCACUGCCUUAAGUUACUGCAACAUAAAAUUGCUUAGUGAAUAAGUGCAGUUAAAAUGUUUUCUAGCAGGAUGACUUUUUUUCGAAAGACGUCGAUAUUUUUAUAAUUUGCCUUAAAUUUCUGCAACAUGAUAUCGCUUUUUGAAUACGUGCGCUUAACAUGUUUUCUAACAGGAUGACAUUUUUUGAAAGAUGACAAUAUCUUUUAUUAUUUGCCUUAAAUAACUGCAACAUAAUAUCGCUUAGUGGAAAAGAGUUUUACUAAAUACGGAUCUUGAUGUAAAAAAAGUAAAUUAUAUUAGCUUCAGCAUUAUGUCUAAUGUUCUUUUCAACAUAAACUAAUGGCAUUUUAUUAAAAAAAAACACAAUGGUAUCAAUUACCAUAUCAGAAUGCCUCCAAAAAUUACCCGGAUUCAAAAUUUGCCCACGCAGCAUUAAAGCACAACAUUUCUUAAUGAAAAGAUGAUAUAACAGUUUCAUUAUGUUCUUCAUACUGACAUAAGCAAGGUCACAAACAUUUGAAUGGCAAAAUGCAAGUAUGACCAAUAUCGAAAGCGCUCGUUUUACUUAUAAUUUCGUUAUAAUGAAAUAAUAAUAGAAUCACUGAACAGUUUUAAUCAUUUUUCAUAUCUUUUCCUAUAUUAAAAGUCAAGCCAACCAUACAAUGUCCCUACUUUACGGCAUCCAGUGUAAAACAAGCUACAUGUACAUAUACAAUAUGUUUGUGAGUUUCACGUAAGCCCAUUCAGCCAGAAGUAUCAACUUUUAAGUCCAUCAUGUGCUUUUCCAACCUUAUGUGUUAAUAUUCUAGUACAAAACAAACCAAUAAACAUUUCCCCAAGUCGAAACAAUAUUUAGAAAGCCAAAACGUGUUUCUAUAAGUCUACCAGGUGCCUCAGAUCCCAUUAGGGCGCAAUUUAAAAUUGUCUCUUGUGGACACAAUAGUUUACCAACAGCCCACUGUAUCCUAAUUAGGGUUAGAGUCAAGCCCACAUAUUACCAAACAAGCCCCAAAUGGGCUUAUACAAGUCAAGCCAGAGCUCAUUCAACCUCACUAUGGCUACAACCCAU
Mya arenaria is the source of this 3070-nucleotide messenger RNA. RefSeq names its product copper homeostasis protein cutC homolog. The transcript is spliced from 8 exons. Lineage: Eukaryota; Metazoa; Mollusca; Bivalvia; Myida; Myidae. Bases 28 to 771 code for a protein of 247 amino acids. Gene Ontology annotation, molecular function: copper ion binding. The record is from RefSeq and is a predicted model, not a curated record.